Molecule: messenger RNA, 639 nt
Organism: Thamnophis sirtalis
Lineage: Eukaryota; Metazoa; Chordata; Lepidosauria; Squamata; Natricidae
Source: RefSeq, a predicted model, not a curated record
AUGAAUACCUUGCUUUCCACCAAAAGUUGUAAGCCGAGGACUCCCUUGUACUCAACGUUGCCGGAUUCUCUUGCAGGGACCUUCGACCGGAGCAUGACUCUUCUGGAAGUCUGCGGAAGCUGGCCGGAGAGCUUCGGCCUGCGCCACCUGUCUUCCCUGGAGCAGACGGACGAGGGUCUUCGGGAAAGACUGGCCGACGCUAUGUCCGAGUCGCCCAGCCGGGACGUGGCGGCAUCUGGAACAGAGCUCCAACGAGAAGGAAGCAUUGAAACCUUGAGUAACAGCUCAGAGUCUGCCAAUGAGAGCAUCCCACGAACCUUUGAUGGUUACCGGUCGCCUCUUCCUGCCGAGACCCAGCCCUUGAGUCUCUUUCCGACGGGUUUCCCAUAAACCACCACGUUUCCUGGUGGUGAGGACAGGACAACUUCAACUCAGACUAGCCAACCAAUCAACCAACCUUCUUCAGAACUUCUUGAUGUCCAUCCAACUCAGCAGCUCACUAAAACCCACAGAUGCCGUGGAUCCCGAAUCUCAAAAUCAGAAAGCGGCUGUUUUCAAGAAGCGUUUAUCCAAUGGGGUUGCUCCUUCUCCCCACCGCUCCCCUGCCUCGGCGUCAAACUGAGAUCUGGACUCUGAAAC